Acipenser ruthenus (sterlet) is the source of this 5164-nucleotide messenger RNA. RefSeq names its product E3 ubiquitin-protein ligase SMURF1. The record is from RefSeq and is a predicted model, not a curated record. The coding region runs from base 339 to 2567 and encodes 742 amino acids. NCBI's taxonomy places the organism in Eukaryota, Metazoa, Chordata, Actinopteri, Acipenseriformes, Acipenseridae. Gene Ontology annotation, biological process: ubiquitin-dependent protein catabolic process; negative regulation of BMP signaling pathway. The transcript has 18 exons. Gene Ontology annotation, molecular function: protein binding; ubiquitin protein ligase activity.
AUGAAUGCUCAUUAGCAUCCCUCCCCUACCUAUCCCGGACUGGGCACGGAGACCCUGCCGCCGCCAUCGUGUGCGCGCACGUCCUCUACGGUACUGCGCUGACGUCAUUACGCCAGUGAGCUCGAAAAUGUUUAGGAGUGUUGAGCGAGCUCGGCGCUUCGGCGGAUUUUCUAAGGAGGAAAAAAUCAAAAUAAACCCGCGAUAAACUGUUGCGGGAAAAAAAAAGCGAAAACCUGUUAAUUGUGUUUUCCUACUGUUCUGUUUCGUGUCGAAGUUUGAAUCUUAGGUUCAGCCCUAAGUGAAAGUUAGGCGGUUGUAAUUCUUUUUUUCCCGGAGUGAUGUCGAAUCCUGGCACUCGAAGAAACGGGUCGAGCAUCAAAAUCCGUCUGACAGUAUUAUGUGCCAAGAACCUGGCAAAGAAGGAUUUCUUCAGGUUACCUGACCCUUUUGCCAAAAUAGUAGUAGAUGGAUCAGGUCAGUGCCAUUCGACAGACACAGUGAAGAGCACAUUGGACCCAAAGUGGAACCAGCACUAUGAUCUAUAUAUUGGAAAAACAGACUCGAUCACGAUCAGUGUGUGGAACCACAAGAAAAUCCACAAGAAACAGGGAGCUGGCUUCCUGGGCUGUGUGAGACUCUUAUCAAAUGCGAUCAGCAGGCUAAAGGACACUGGCUAUCAGCGUUUGGAUCUAUGCAAACUAAACCCCACUGACAGCGAUGCAGUACGUGGCCAAAUAGUAGUAAGUUUACAGACUCGAGACCGGAUAGGCACUGGAGGACCUGUUGUGGACUGUAGAGGACUUUUAGAAAAUGAAGGCCCAGUUUUUGAAGACUCGGGGCCCGGAAGGCCGCUCAGCUGUUUCAUGGAGGAGCCGUUACCAUAUACAGACAGCACUGGAGCCGCAGGGGGAGGGAACUGUCGCUUCCUGGAAUCGCCCAAUCAGGAGCAGAGGCUUCAGGCACAGCGCCUCCGAAAUCAAGACGCCAGAGGUCACACACACACUCCUCAGAACCGGCCACACGGGAGCCAAUCCCCCGAACUGCCUGAGGGUUACGAACAAAGGACGACAGUACAGGGGCAGGUGUACUUUCUACAUACGCAGACUGGAGUCAGUACCUGGCACGACCCAAGAAUACCAAGGGUUAAUAACGGUUUGCAAUGGUAUUUCCGCAGGGACCUCAACAGUGUCAGCUGCGAAGAUUUAGGUCCUCUGCCUCCAGGGUGGGAGGUCAGAAGUACAGUAUCGGGAAGGAUAUAUUUUGUGGACCACAAUAACAGAACGACACAAUUCACAGACCCAAGAUUGCACCACAUAAUGAGUCAGCAUUCUCAGGUCAAGGAAUCAGGCCAGCAGCUACCUGUGCAGACUGAGGUUCCUCCAGAGGAUGGAGAAGCAGAGCUCCCAGUACGCUAUGAGAGGGACUUGGUGCAGAAGCUGAAAUUGCUAAGGCAUGAGCUCUCAUUGCAGCAGCCACAAGCCGGCCACUGUCGCAUUGAGGUAUCCAGGGAGGAGAUUUUUGAGGAGUCGUACAGACAGAUCAUGAAGAUGCGGCCCAAAGACCUGAAGAAAAGGCUGAUGGUAAAAUUCCGGGGAGAAGAAGGACUGGACUAUGGUGGGGUGGCAAGGGAGUGGUUGUAUCUCCUGUGUCAUGAAAUGCUAAAUCCAUAUUAUGGACUGUUCCAGUAUUCCACGGAUAACAUUUACACGCUGCAAAUAAAUCCAGACUCCUCAAUUAAUCCGGAUCACUUGUCUUAUUUUCACUUUGUUGGGCGGAUAAUGGGCCUUGCUGUUUUCCACGGACACUACAUUAACGGAGGUUUUACACUGCCUUUCUAUAAGCAGCUGCUGGGAAAACCCAUACAGCUGUCCGACCUGGAAACUGUGGAUCCGGAGUUACACAAAAGCUUAGUGUGGAUCCUUGAGAAUGACAUCACCCCAGUACUGGAUCAUACCUUUUGUGUAGAGCAUAAUGCAUUUGGUAAAUUUCUCCAACAUGAACUCAAACCAAACGGUAGAAACAUUCCAGUAAUGGAAGAGAACAAGAAGGAAUAUGUAAGGUUGUACGUGAACUGGAGGUUUAUGAGAGGGAUUGAGGCUCAGUUUCUAGCCUUGCAAAAAGGAUUUAACGAGUUGAUUCCACAGCAUUUGUUAAAGCCUUUUGAUCACAAGGAACUAGAGCUAAUCAUUGGAGGCCUGGGUAAGCUAGACCUCAACGACUGGAAGGCCAAUACCCGGCUGAAGCACUGUGUGGCUGACAGCAACAUGGUCAAGUGGUUCUGGCAGGCAGUGGAAUCGUUUGAUGAGGAGAGGAGAGGGAGGCUUCUGCAGUUCGUUACAGGCUCCACCCGCGUCCCACUGCAGGGGUUCAAAGCACUGCAAGGUUCUACAGGUUCUGCAGGACCCAGACUCUUCACUAUCCAUCUGAUUGAUGCCAACACAGAUAACCUGCCUAAAGCCCACACUUGCUUUAAUCGGAUUGACAUUCCGCCGUACGAAACGUAUGAAAAGCUGUAUGAGAAACUUGUGACUGCCGUGGAGGAGACCUGUGGGUUUGCCGUGGAGUGAAGAGACCAACACGUGCUGCUUGAGCAGUAACCAAAACUAGAAGAGGAAAGGCCUGUGAGCUUCCUGCUGAGCACUGUGUAGUGAGACGACAGUGAAAGUUACGCCUGGGGUAGAAACCAGCACCCGAUGACACAGAGCAGCUCUCCUGAGGGAUAAAAUAAUCUCUGUGGAUGGCUACAAAUUAAAACACUUUCUAGGAAGAGGGUUGUUGGGUUUUUUUAUUUAUUUUUUAUUUCCUUCCUCUUCUUGGUGUGGUUUUAGGCUGCUUUAAGAUGGAAGGUUUAACUAAUAAGGUUUUGGUUCUGAAAGUUGAUCAAUGUGGAUUAGGUUAUGGAAAUCUUGGUUUCUUGUCCUUAAACAUUUAUACUAAUUUGGGCUGCUAAACUGCAUUAAUUGCAUAACAGAACCACACACUUUUUAUCUGUUUAAAAAAAAAAAGAAUCUAAUUUUAGGUCCUAAAAAAAAAAAGACUUUAUUUUGUCUGAAUAUGGAUUAGUAUCUAUUCAUUAAUGCUUUAAAACUUUAUAUAUAACCAUAAUCAAUCAAUCUAUCUAAUGACUGGAUUUCAAGUUUUCAUUUUGGGUUGAUGACCAGAUAUCCAUUUCCUGUCUUUUCAAUUUCUUCUGUUGAUUACCAUUGUAACGUGCAUUGAUUUGGUUCUGUGAACUCUAUUUAAAAAAAAAAAAAAAAAAAAAAAAUGAAUAUACUAGGUAUGAAAUAAUCUGGUACAGGAUGAUACAGGCCUGCAUGGACUUCCUCAUUGACCUACUUUCAAAACAAGUUUUGACAGGCCAAAUUGUAUUGCGGCUAACUUGUGUACUUACGGGGGGAAGAAUAUCACACACUAAACUACUCUAGCGUUUUUCGUCAAACAAUGUGCACCUUUGCCGGAAUCUCGCAGUUUUAAAUCCAGUAGGAAACGGCAGUUUUUUAAAAUUUUGUAAAUAGACGUUUUUGUUUUAUUUCCCAAGAUUUUAUGCUUGUAACUUUAUAUGACGAUUUGCACAUAGGAAAAGUCCUAGUCCCCAUUUGACUUUUUUUUAAAAAUACAUUAUUUAUAUACUUUCUCAGUAAGUUGUACCAUAAGAAGAGAAAUAAUGCACGAUCAGGAUGUUAUGACAGGUAACAGUUGUUUAUGUAAGAGAUAUGAAUGAAUACAGAUCCAUAAUUUUAAAAAAAUAAUUAUAAUUAGUUAAUUCUGUGUUGCUCUUAAUUAAUUUUUAAAGAAAAACAGGUUCAAAUAAAGGAGAGUGAAAGUGCAGCUACUGAAUAUACUGAAAGGAGAAAAGAUUUACACAUUUUAAAAGCUGUCUGGCCUUAUAAUAUUUUAUAGAGCGAAUCAUAGCAGGUUUGAGGAUGAGAGUACUGAGUGGUAGACAGUGGCAGAAAGUGUGUUUUUAUUUAUAUAUUUAAAAAAUUAAAUGGCCGUUACUAACUCUAAUCCAAGCAUUUAAAUGGUAGGUGUUAAGUAAUGUUUCUACACAAUAAAGUGACUAAAGACCUUUGUGCUUGGUCGGUUUUCUGACCUAAAGUGAAGAUCUAUAAAGGACAUAGCAGUACCUCAGUUAAUAUUUGUUACUGUUGAUAGUGUAGGUGUUUUAUUUUUGUAUUUUCUAUUUGCACAAAAAAGAAAGGGGACAGUAUUUUAAAACCGAGUGGAAUCUGAAGUGUCAUGAUGUGUUUAUAUUCGUACAUUUCCACUUGGCAUGUGUAGCAUUUUGUUUUUUAAAUCUCUAAACCAUUUCACUACAGCUCUGUUAGAUAAUAUUACUUUAAGUUCAGGUUCAAAACAAACUGCUAUGGUAUUUAUGCCAUUGGUGUGAUUGUAGAAGCGAUCAACACUGAGCACAGGUCUCCUACUCUUAGUCCCUGUAAGAUGCAUGACAUUGUGUUAAAUCCCUGAAAUGCAUGAAGCACACAUCACCCACUAUUAAGAUUAAACAUUUAUGCGUCUUUUUUUUGUACAACUCCUGAGUGGCAAAACUUGGCAAUAAAAUUAGGCAAAUGUUUUGGUGAGACAUUUGUCCUUGUGAACGGAGUGCACGUUGACAAAUCAUUUUUGUCACAGUAUAUCUUGAUGUAAGAUUACAUAUUUGUUUUAGUACAAGAACUUUAAUUGCACCACCACCCUCUAAAAAAGAAAUACCAUUAAUAUAUUAAGAUAUAUCGGUCAAUUUGGUAUUUCAAUCUGAUGGAUAGGGAGAACGUACUAAAGGAGGCCUAAGAUUAAUACACAGUGCUUGAAUUGCAUGGCACCAUGUUCUUAUCAAACAAAGAAUUGAGCCAACUUCUCUUAAGUGUUCCUCAACCACUUGAUGUAUUUUUUUUUUGAAUAAUUAUUUAUUACUCUGUAAUGUCCUUUUAAGUAUUGCUGCUAUAUUGUUGUUAUUCCCAUCUCUUUUUGAAAGCUGAUUUAUUAUUUGUGAAAGCUGUACACUAAUCUCUUUAUUUUAUGUAUAAAUGAAAGUAUUUAAAUACUGCUGCUAUUAUUAAACUAGGUAAUGAUAGAAGAACGGUUGUAAUUAGCAGUGAUUCAGGCUAGACCCCGGCGGUCACAUUCAUGUUUGUGAUAUAUGCAAUAAAAAUUGACAACUUUA